Messenger RNA from Linum tenue, 1431 nucleotides. The record is from the annotation of a GenBank genome assembly. NCBI's taxonomy places the organism in Eukaryota, Viridiplantae, Streptophyta, Magnoliopsida, Malpighiales, Linaceae.
CCCGUCCUCCUUCCCCUUCCAUCUUUCUUCUUUUGUCCUCUCUGUCGACUCUUCCUUUCCCCAAUAUCUCCCUUCGCUCACCCUCUCUGUCUCCUCUCCCUUUCCAGAAGUAGAAACCCACACGUACAUAAAACCACCUCUCCUUCCCUUCCAAGAUGUCCGAAAUCAUCCACAAGAUGAAGGAGAAAGUGGGAUUGGGGUCUUCGGCGGCGGACUCAGGGAAAGGGAAAAGCAGAGUGGACAAGCACGUCACCCAUGGCUACCACCUGGUGAAAGGCAAAUCGCACCACCCAAUGGAAGAUUACAUCUUCGCCGAGUUCCGCAAAGUCGACGACAACGAGCUCGGCCUCUUCGCCAUCUUCGACGGCCAUCUCAGCCACACGGUUCCAGACUACCUCCGCAACAACCUCUUCGACAACAUCCUCAAGGAGCCCAAUUUCUGGUCGGAGCCGGAGAAGGCGAUUACCACGGCCUACCACGUGACUGACACCGACAUCUUGGAUAAUGCAGGGAAUUUGGGGAAAGGCGGUUCCACGGCGGUGACUGCCAUUCUGAUCAACUGUCACAAGCUGGUGGUUGCCAACGUUGGGGAUUCUCGGGCUGUGAUUUCGAAGAAUGGCGCGGCCAAGCAGUUGUCGGUAGAUCAUGAGCCCGGUUUGGAAAAGGAAGAGAUCGAGAACCGUGGUGGCUUUGUCACCAACUUCCCAGGAGAUGUUGCACGAGUCGAUGGACAAUUGGCAGUGGCGAGAGCAUUUGGGGACAAGAGUUUGAAGAAGCACCUAAGCUCAGACCCAGACGUCGUGGUUGAAAUGGUCGGCGAUGACGACACCGACUGUAUCAUCCUAGCCAGUGAUGGCCUGUGGAAGGUAAUGUCGAACCAGGAAGCAGUGGAUGCUAUCAAGGGCGUGAAGGACGCUCGUGCAGCGGCCAAGCGGCUCACUGAUGAGGCACUCAAUAGGAACAGCUCAGAUGAUAUUUCUUGCAUAGUCAUUAAGUUCUAGGCUCUUAUAAUUUCAUCCCAUGUAAGAUUCACUUAUCAGAAUCUCGUUUUAGCUCUACUAUUGUAUCCUGUUAGCUUCUGGCUCUCUUUUCUUUCAUGUUUUUGUUUUUCUAGGAACUCUACUUUGUUCUAUAGUUGAUUGAAUGUUUCUGCUAAGUUUCUUGUUAAUUCGGGGCAAGUCUGUAAUUUCUGUAUAGUAUGAAGCACAAACGAGAGUACAGCGAUGUUUCUGCAAUUUUGUGCAAAUCAGAUCCAGAGACCAAUUGACAAAAUGUGAAACCUAGAGAACAAGCAUGCCAAGGAACUUCAACCAUCAAAGAAACGACAGAAAUGAGGUGGAUGAACAUAAACCCAUCCAUCAACCGUUGCUCUAUUCUUCUAAUCCUCUGCCCAUGAAAGACCAAAUAAGAACAAUUUGAUCAAUGGCAACA